AUGUUUCAGGGUGUCAAAAUCCAUGCCAGCUGCAGACAAUCUCUGAUGCCAAAACUUGAGACUCUAUUCCGUGUUGGUGAAUGGAUAGUUGUUACUAACUUUGCAUUAGUUAUAGCUUUUGGUUUAUACAGGACGACCAGCCACGUCUACAAGAUGGUUUUCAGAAAUGAAACUACAAUAACUGAUUCAAGUCUACACUGUGACAACAUGUUCCUAGAUCUCUAUGAUUUUGAGAACAUGUUAAACGGUUCCCAUGACACAAGAUUUCUUAUUGAUGUUAUGGGUGAAGUCUUAGAUCUUGGUGUGCUUAAAAAUGUUCAAAAUGCAAGAAACGAAGUAAACAAAGUGGAGUUUACUCUUAGAGAUAUCAAGGAUAAUCGUAUCCAUUGUUGCAUUAUGGGAAGAUCAGCUCAUAUUUUGGCCGAUGAUGCCCAUAAACUAAACAAUGGAGAUAUCUGUUUAAUCAGAUUUGCUAAACUUCAAAACCUAUAUGGAAAAAUUCAAGUAUCAAAUGCUUUUGAUUGCUCAUUGGUUUUGCUAAACCCAUCUAUAGAGGAAGCACGAGCACUGAAUAGAAGGGUGAACACUGCAGUCAUUUGUACUAUUUAUGCUAUUGAUACAAUGAGUGGAUGUGUUCUGAAGGUUUCAUCAAGAUUCAAGUUGAAUUUGCUUGUGCAAGAUCUCACUGGUGAAUCGAAAUUCAGUCUGUUAGAUUCUGAAGCUACUUACAUUGUAAAAUCUUCUGCAGCUAAAGUCCUAAAUGGUUGUUUGGAUGAGAAUGAAAUGAAAGAUAUCUUGCCAUCUGCAAUCGUGGACAUUGUUGGCAAAACUUAUGGUUUUGGGAUUUCGGUUGAUGAUAAUAACGGUUCUCUUGGAACUCAGUUCAAUACCAUAAAAGUUUGGAAUCUUAAUGAUAUAAUGUGGAAGAGAAUCAAGUCACUUCAUCAGAUGUCGACCAGUUCAAGGAAGAAGUGA
Molecule: messenger RNA, 975 nt
Organism: Raphanus sativus (radish)
Lineage: Eukaryota; Viridiplantae; Streptophyta; Magnoliopsida; Brassicales; Brassicaceae
Exons: 8
Coding region: 1-975 (324 amino acids)
Source: RefSeq, a predicted model, not a curated record